GCGAGCAUCUCUUUCUGUCUCCUCUUGUGCUGAGCCUGCUGCCUUCCUGCCUGCUCUUCAAGGAGCAGACACGCUCUAUUUCUCGGGGCUGAAAAGCCCCAACUCCUCCUCAUCACCUCAAGGUGAGAAUUGUUUCGAUCCCUACCUCAACUGCUUGACCUGCCGGGCUGGUCGUCGAAUAGGAUCGUCGCCGCCACUACAGACGAUGGCUAGCUCCAGCGACGAGAUCAGCGGCGGCGCCACGACGACGACGAAGCCCCUGACCAUGUUCUACAACGGCGGCGUCGCCGUAUUCCAUCUCCCCCAGGAUAAGGCGGAGGAUCUCAUGAAGAUGGCGGCGGGUAAGGAGGGCGUCGACGACGAGCGAAGGCAGGGCCAGGGCGACGAGCUCCUGGCCAAGAUGAGGGAAGAGAUGCCCAUUGCAAGCAAGAGAUCUUUGCAGCGAUUCUUCCAGAAGCGCAAGGAGAGGUUGUACAGGGCCUGAUCUGCAGGAGACGGAUUGAUGGCGCGGUAUAGCCCUCAUGAUCGGAAUCUGUGAAGACGAUCCAGGGCUUAGUGUAAUAAAUACUUCAGUUAUGCAGUAUUGCUCUUGACCUCGUACAUGUUAAAAUGUAUAUUAUGCAACCGCAGGUCAACAACUAGUUAAUCCUAUGGACUUCACCUGUAAGCUUUGCUUUAGGAGUACAUUUUCAGUCUGAUAUGUUUCUUA
Phragmites australis (common reed) is the source of this 709-nucleotide messenger RNA. RefSeq names its product protein TIFY 11b-like. The record is from RefSeq and is a predicted model, not a curated record. Gene Ontology annotation, cellular component: nucleus. Gene Ontology annotation, biological process: regulation of defense response; regulation of jasmonic acid mediated signaling pathway; response to wounding. The transcript is spliced from 5 exons. NCBI's taxonomy places the organism in Eukaryota, Viridiplantae, Streptophyta, Magnoliopsida, Poales, Poaceae. Bases 206 to 484 code for a protein of 92 amino acids.